AUGUGUGGGACCUGUAACUGCCUCUCACGUGAAAGCAGAAGACAAGGUUCGAGUAGAGCAGUAUGUUUUCUCUGCUUGGCGGAAACUGUACCACGUAACUUGAAUGUGACUAAAGCCACUGCUGCAUUCCUUUUAGAUAUCGCUCGUUCUGUUUUUACAUCUUUGCCUACUGGCGCGUGCGCGCUUGCGGCGCCCACAGGCGGGGCGCCGUGGUCCGCCAGCGGCCACGGACGCAUCAUCAACGGCACCGACGCCAGCAUCGCCGACUUCCCGUGGAUGGCGUCGCUGCAGCUGGCGGGCGACCACUGGUGCGGCGCCUCCGUCAUCGGCGACAGCUGGGCGCUCACGGCCGCGCACUGCGUCUUCCGGCACGAGGUGGCCAACAUGAGCGUGAGGGCGGGCACGUCCACGCGGGGCAGCGGCGGGGUCGUCCUCAGCGUCUCGCAGGCCAUCAUCCACGACGACUUCAGCAUCAUUUCUGCCGAAUACGACAUCGCCGUUGUACAGGUUGCUGAGCCCUUCCCGCUGGGCCCCACAGUGCAGCCCGUGGUCCUGCCCGGUGAGGGCUACGACCCUCCGGUAGGGCUGCCCGUCACCGCCACCGGCUGGGGCGCCACCCAGGACGGCGGGGCGGCGGAGGAGCUGCAGAGCGCCGACCUCGAGGUGCUGGACCGGUCCGAGUGCGAGGCGCGCCUGGGCCAAGUCCACCACGUGACGGCCAGCAUGCUGUGCGCCGGACACCCCAGCCGCGCCGUCUGCCACGGCGACUCGGGGAGCGCGCUCGUGCACGCCGGCACGCAGCUGGGCGUCGUCUCCUGGGGGAACUCCAGCUGCCUCGGCCCGGUCGCCGUCUACGGCAACGUGGCCAGCGCCAGGGCCUGGAUCAGGGACACUACUGGAGUCUAG
Schistocerca americana (American grasshopper) is the source of this 906-nucleotide messenger RNA. Its product is annotated as trypsin delta-like. Bases 1 to 906 code for a protein of 301 amino acids. Gene Ontology annotation, biological process: proteolysis. Gene Ontology annotation, molecular function: serine-type endopeptidase activity. The record is from RefSeq and is a predicted model, not a curated record. The transcript is spliced from 4 exons. Lineage: Eukaryota; Metazoa; Arthropoda; Insecta; Orthoptera; Acrididae.